CAGAUGACGAGCGGUCUACUCAGUGUUGCAGUAGGAGUUGUGUUUGCUGCAACUCGGGAGGCGAGGCAUUCCCUUUUAACCAUGUUCAGAGUCGCACCCUUCACUGGACUACUAUUCUUCAUCGCUGGGUUGUUAUCCAACCUGUUGUUCAAAUUCCCCAGACUAUUACCUGUCUGCCUGUGUGUCAACAUUGGCAGCAUGGUCGUAGCAGGAGUUGGAGGAGUGUUGAUAUGCGUUGACUUGGGCAUGGACAUGCCUUCCUGGGAUUCCAAUGUUCAACAUCAUAUAAAGCUGGAGGUGCUGAUGCUCUGUGUGUUGGUCAUGGAGGUGACCCUCUCUGCUGUCCUCUCCUUCUGGAUCCGGGGAGCGAAACGCAGCCAUUCACCGUGAGCUGUUAUCUGUCUGACAACUAUUCAUGGACGACCACAUCCAAAUAGAUUGACAUUUAAAAAAUAAAAUGAUAGUGAGCGAGGAUGACAAUGGGGAAAUGCUGUGUCAGAGGGCAGCAGGGAGUUAUCAUUAUAAUGGAGUCUCUAUUUGAUUGUAAAUGAACCACCAUCUGAAUAUCCAAGAUAGAGUACUCUAAAACUGUUUAGCUUCGAACAUCAGUGUGUGCCUCAAUGUAUGAGGAAGUACAGCAGCCUCAGAUAUCUUUACCCACUAUCCAUUUUUUGACGGCCCUAAACCUAUCUGUGGGUUUUAGAGUACUGUCUCAACCUCGGUGAUUGCCUGCCUGCCUGCCUGCCUCCCUCCCUUGCCUGCCUGCCUGCCUGCCUGCCUGCCUGCCUGC
Molecule: messenger RNA, 790 nt
Organism: Salvelinus namaycush (lake trout)
Lineage: Eukaryota; Metazoa; Chordata; Actinopteri; Salmoniformes; Salmonidae
Exons: 4
Coding region: 4-390 (128 amino acids)
Source: RefSeq, a predicted model, not a curated record